Molecule: messenger RNA, 771 nt
Organism: Pelagomonas calceolata
Lineage: Eukaryota; Pelagophyceae; Pelagomonadales; Pelagomonadaceae
Source: the annotation of a GenBank genome assembly
AUGAGGCUCUUAGCGCAUCUGCUAGGCGUCUUUGCCGCCUGCUCGGCGAACCCAUUGCUCUCCCUCUUCUCCAAGGCCAAAUCAUUGGCCUCGGCAAGGAACAUCGGCAUUACCGCCCUACUGCCGGCUCUCAAUACUGUCCGGGAAGCGGCCAGUGCGGCCGAAGACGACCGCCAGGGACUCAAGGACUCGUUGCGCGAGAAAGCGAGCGAGACGGCUAAGUACUGCGUAUGGCUCCACCUCGACAGAGAUGAGAAGGCCGCGAAAGAGAUCGAUUGUGAUGAGUUCACCAAGAUGGUCAAGACAGGCCUGCCGCGCAUGAAGAAGAAAUUGCGCCGCCGCGGAUUUCUUUCGCGGCUGUUCACGUCGACGCCGUCAAACGAACUCGUCGAGAUGUUCCUGGAAGAGGAGAUCGCGAAGACCCUCAAAGAGAAGAAGGUGAGUCUGAAGGAUGGGGACAAUGGAGGCUAUCUUCCUCAUCUGGGCGCGAGGAAGCCAAGCGAAGCUGCCUGCCGCACGAAUAAGUCCGAGAAGGCACCGAAGGAGGAGAAAGCGUGCCCCAAGGGGGCGCUGUGCUUUCCGUGGCCCAAACUCGCUUGGAUCAAGCCGCCGCCGAUGUGCACGAUUCCUAAAGACAGCACGGUGGCGACGCAAACCAAGUUCGGCAAGCGGCUCCUCGUCGCGGUCACGCCGGCUCUCCUCGGCGUCGCUGCUGCCCUUCAAGUGAGACUGCUCGCGCCGCGCCCACUCCUGCCUAAGCGCACCAGUUAG